Messenger RNA from Doryrhamphus excisus (bluestripe pipefish), 4455 nucleotides. The record is from RefSeq and is a predicted model, not a curated record. Lineage: Eukaryota; Metazoa; Chordata; Actinopteri; Syngnathiformes; Syngnathidae.
CACCGGUGGAGGGUGAAGGCGCCUUUUGCUGAAGCUCUAUCUGCGUGUCCACCGCUAUUAACGUAUAAGCAACGCCGGCAUGGCUCCGUUGAGCUUCGUGACAGCAAGUGUUAGCCUUUUGGCGAAGUCCUUCAGUGUCUUCACAUGCACAAGCACUCUGGCAAGAGUGGUCCAAGCUGCGUACAGCAACCCGGUAAAAUGCCUGUGCACCCAAGCCGGCGGCCCCCCAAAGAGGCCUCUCAAUGGAUACAUGAGAUAUGUCAUGCAGCAGAAGCCGCUAAUGGCAAGACAGAACCCAGAAUUAAAACAAGUAGUUAUGGUCAGUAAAAUUGCCCAGGCAUGGAGAGCGAUGACCCCAGAGCAGAAACAGCCAUUUGAAGAUGCCUUUCAACGGGAGCAGGAACAGUUUAAGAUUGAUCUGGAGCAUUACCAGGCCCAGCUGACCCCUGCAGAGGUCCAGCAACAGGUCACAGAGAAGAGGCAGAGGAGGGCCAAGAGGAAAGCCAUCCGCAAGAAGCGGGAGUUAACCAACAUGGGGAAGCCCAAACGCCCCCGCUCACCAUUCAACAUCUUCAUGUCGGAACAUUAUGAGGAAGCCAAAGGAACCACCACACAGGCAAAGAUGAAGUCUCUGUUUGACGACUGGAGGGAUCUCAUCAGCACUCAGAAGCAGGUGUACAUACAGUUGGCGGAGGAUGACAAAAUCCGUUACAAGAACGAGAUGAAGUCAUGGGAGGACCACAUGGUGGACAUCGGACGAGAAGAUCUGAUCAGAGACCUGACUUUGUCGGCCAAGAAAAAAGCUGCAAAAACGUCAAAGACGGUAAAGAAAGUGGAGGCGAAAAGGCCCGCCACUGCCGAAGGCGCAUCCACGGCAACCACUAUGAAGGCACCAGGCAGCGCUUCAAAAAGAAAGACAAAGAAGACUUAAUCUUGGUUUAUCAGUGGAGUCUGUGGUUAAAGGUGUUGUAGACUACUGUUCCCAUGAUGCAUGUCUUCUCUUUGUUUAUCCUCUGAAUUGGAAGAACAAAAACCAAAACACUUCACGCAAAAACCAAUGAAACGCCUCCUUGGUUCAGUAGACAUCCAAAACAUCACAUGUAGUCCAUUGGAGAGCUUUGACCAAGUCAUGUGACAAGCAGUUACUAAAGAAUCUUUAGGAUAAGCGGGUUUAACAUGCACAGUCCAUAGACAAAAGUAUUGGGACACUUGGCCAUUGUGCACAUCAAAAGUACAAGAAUCGACAUUUGAGCUGUUUCGUCUUAAGGAGGUUCAAAGUAGAGCUUCGGAAUGCAAAAUGAAGAAAUGGAAGUGAGACACUUUUUGUUUCUUUUGUAUUAAAGUGAAAUCGGCUGUUCAUCUGCUGAUCAGACGUUGAAGAGCCCAGCCUUUGGAAGCCGGAACGUGGGUUCUAUGUCGUUUUCUGUCAGGUAUUCGGAGCAUCCCUUUGGCUGUCUGACAAGAUAAGACGCUGCAGAGUGCAGUUCCAAUAACCAUCAGAUGGCAAGUUUACAAAAAUGGACAUCAGUCCCAGACAUUGGAUGUUCUCCGUGAAGCCAUCUUCAGCACCUGGAUCAACAUCCCCACUAACCUCUUGGACACACGGGCAUCUAGCAUGACCAAAUUACAACUACUCAAUAUUUUAUUUGUAUUAUCUGGGGAUAUGUAGCACGGGCGGUCGAGUGGUUAGCACGUAGACCUCACAGCUAGGAGACCAGGGUUCAAUUCCACCCUCGACCAUCUCUGUGUGGAGUUUGCAUGUUCUCCCCGUGCAUGCGUGGGUUUUCUCCAACAUUUCCAAAAACAUGCUAGGUUAAUUGGCGACUCCAAAUUGUCCAUAGGUAUGAAUGUGAGUGUGAAUGGUUGUUUGUGUAUAUGUGCCCUGUGACUGGCUGGCGACCAGUCCAGGGUGUACCCCGCUUCUGAAAUGAAUGAAUGAAUGUUUUUUUCCCUCUGGUCUUCAACUUUUGAUCAGCUGAUGAACAGUCUGUCGCUUGUUUGCAUACAAGUAUUUGCAUGUAGUUUUUGUCUCACUCCUGUUUCUUUUUGCAUUUUCAAGGUCUACCUCCAACCUCAUUGAUCGUUUUUGGUCAUGGGACAUUCUUUGCAGAACAUCAUUUGUUCAAGCAGAUGCCAGCCCGAAACUGUCUAAUUAGCAUGGAUCAUCAACUCAUGAAAUCAAACAACCAAUCCGCCCAGUAUUAUCAAUACUCCAGAAAAUAUGACUUUGCUAUUAUUGUUUGUAGUGGAUCUGAGUACAUUAUACCGAUAUACCAAUAGUCCAUUUCAAAAUAACGUGAUAUAAAAUAAGUCACAUUUUGUGACGCUUGCAGCCUCCCUGCUGGUGGCCCUCGAAGCUCUGACAUCCUGUUUCAAUCAUGGCGGCGGCGAGGUGAUGUUAAUCAGUUGUUAGGUGCAGCCUUGGUCUCAAAAUGUGAACUAAUUAAAUACCAAUUCCAACUGAACCAGGAGUUAGAACCGGUGGCUUGAUGGGUGACACCGGGGUGUUGAACAUUCAAGGUUUAGGAGAAGGUCAAAUGAAGUUCACCUUUAAAAGGUUGUGAUGUAAACAAGCCAGGCAGGGCCCUUUUGUAUCAAACGUGCAGCUAGUUUUAAGAGUGAUUUUUGUACCAUAAGCUUGUUUAGAUGCACCAUUUUACUUGUGCAUUGUAAGGUUUGUAGUAUUUCUCCAUCGCAUUUCCAUCCAAAUCAUCCACAGGAAGAUUACUUUUCAAAUGCGGCGUGCUUCUCCGUUUUCCUUUAACUCUUUCAAGUCUACUUUUUUUUUUAUAUUUUUGUACUUUUGUGUAUGAUUUGAUGUCACACCCGUUAGCAUCCCGUCGCUGUUAAGAGUAGAAUAUAACCCGAGUGACCGUUUGUGUAUUUUCUCUUUGAAUAAACACGUAGCGUACAUGCAGCCUUAUGGUAAUGGGGAAAUUAAUGAAACUAAUAUUCAAUGCGGCGGUACGGUGGUCUAGUGGUUAGCGUGCAGGCCUCACAGCUAGGAGACCCGAGUUUGAUUCCACUCUCGGCCAUUUCUGUGUGGAUUUUGCAUGUUCUCCCCGUGCAUGCGUGGGUUUUCUCCGGGUACUCCGGUUUCCUCCCACAUUCCAAAAACAUGCUACGUUAAUUAGCAACUCCAAAUUGUCCAUAGGUAUGAAUGUGAGUGUGAAUGGUUGUUUGUCUAUAUGUGCCCUGUGAUUGGCUGGCCACCAGUCCAGGGUGUACCCCGCCUCUCGCCCGAAGACAGCUGGGGUAGGCUCCAGCACCCCCCAUGACCCUCGUGAGGAAAAAGCGGAAGAAAAUGAAUGAAUGAAUGAAUAAUAUUCAAUGCCACAGUCGCAAUCAAGGGAAAGAAUGGAAGGAAAAUGAAAUCAGAAACGGCCUUAAACAUCAUACCAUGAUUUCCAAGUUCUUGGUUAAAAUAUUAAGACAAAUUGCAAAAAUUUACAUUUGCUAUAAAUGCUAAAAGAAGAAAUGGGAGUGAUAAUAAAAGGCAUUAAAGGGAAAGGCUGUUCAUUAUCUCAUACGUUUAAGACCAUAGCUCCAAAAUACCCCAAUAUGCAAAUAACAUAUUCAAAAGGGGAGUCAGUGAGUCGCUGUGCCACCUUAAAAACUUGUUCACCUUAAAAACUGCUGUGGUCAUGCUCGAUGCCAGUGUGUCCACAUUAGUGGGAAUGUUGAUCCAGGUGGUGAAGAUGUCUUCACGGAGGGCAUCCACUGUCAUUUGUGUAAACUUCCCUUGCCAUCCAUCCUCAAAUCUUCUCCAUUUGAUUUAGAUGAGAACAUGCAGGACGGUCCCAAAGUGAGCUUAUUCCUCUGGAAGAAGUCCUUUGUCAGGCGGCCAUUGUGUCAUGUGUCAUGAGGGAUGCCCCCCUGCAACAUCCCCCACACCGCCAUCUCCCUCUGGACGCCCCUGCACAACCUGAAAUGCCAUGUUUCCAUGGAAGGAUCAUGAUGCCGCCCCUCCACUGUGCCGUGUGGAAAACAUCUCAGGUGGCAUCUCCGUCACAGCCCUAUUUUUUUUCUCAGAGAAUAAACAUGUCUGGUGCUCUCAUGCAAAUUCCAAACAGGCAAUUUUGUGACCUUCGAAGAUAAUUUUUUGUUCUUAAAAUCCUUCUCUCACAGAUGCCGUCUGCUACUUAAUGGACUGUACUUAGUCCCAGUAACAACCUUCUUCCGGGCUGAGGACUGUCUCCUUUGUGACAUUUUUUGGCGUCUACCACUUGAACUUCUUGUUCCAUAGCCCUCAGAAUCUUUGAAGUAUUAUUGCUUAUGCAGCUCAAUAAUCUGACCAUGGUCACUUUUUUUGCCUUUAUCUAGAUUAUGACACUGAAUCCUAAAGGCUAUGAUCUUAAACGUCUGAUCAGCUGAUGAAGUGUUUGCAACAGGAGUACAUGAUGACAUCCAGGAUGUCCGUGUGGAGGUAAAGACAAGAACAAUGUGUAUUUAUAC